Messenger RNA from Lethenteron reissneri (Far Eastern brook lamprey), 981 nucleotides. Its product is annotated as trinucleotide repeat-containing gene 18 protein-like. NCBI's taxonomy places the organism in Eukaryota, Metazoa, Chordata, Hyperoartia, Petromyzontiformes, Petromyzontidae. The record is from RefSeq and is a predicted model, not a curated record.
AGGUUAGACACCCGCCCGUUGGUAUCGCCGUGGCGGUUGCCAGGCAGAGGGGGGAUCACCCCCACCACCACAACAAUAACCAUCAGCAGCACCACGAUGACAAUCGCCAUAACUAUGACAAUAACAGCCAUAACCAGCAGCACCACACUGUUCUGAAGUCUCGGGCCGGCACCCUCCUGCACAGCCUCGUCUGGUGGUGCUGCCGCGUCAGCCGGCGGUGGUGGCGAUGGUGGUGGAAGUGGCGGUGGGUUCCAGACAUCCGAUCGCAGGGUGCGGCACCCAACUCCUACCGGCAUACCCAAGGGCUGUGUCCACGCAGGCCCAGUGCCAGAAGCACAGGAGGAGGAGGAGAGGGCGGCACGUGACCAUGCAACUGAGCGAGCGCGGGAGCGUGAGCAGCUGCUCAGGGAGAACAAGGAGUUGGCAGAGUUUGCGCGCAGCCUCAGGCCUACCUCGUUCGCCGACCUGGACCCCAACCUCGUGGUGACCACUGGAGGGGGGGCUGCCCCCAUCAUGCACGCUGGCCAGUGGGGAGAGCUCAAUGCGCCGCACGCUCACGUCGCCCCGCACCAUUGGCUGCCGAGGACCGAAAGUCCCUCGCUUUGGCUCGGGGCACCACCCUACGGCCUGGGUGGCUUCUCUCUCCACCAGAGUAUGGCAGGAGCGUUCCCUCCCGGCCUGGCGGCGCCGCCUGCCACUCCGAACUACCAGCUUGCGCGUGACCCAGCCACGGGCCACCUCGUAGUGGUGCCCACCGACUUCCCCUCUCACUACGCGGCAGAACUUCUGGAGCGAACGCCACCCCCGCUGUGGCCACCGCUGCUGGCAGGGGGGGCGCCCGCCCCCCACCACCACCACCCCCUGUCGCUCACCUACCAGACAAUGCUGCGCCAGCAUGAGCUGUACGUGGCUCAUCAACAGGCCGCGGCAGCCAGCGCCCACGCCCAUGCCCUGCAGCUGCAGCACACUCCGCACAUGCAG